AUGGAAGUCCUAGAACUCUAUGAACUCAGCUACUCUGAUCUCCUACUUGUGUCGUCAAAUAAUGUCUCACUGGAAGAGCUUGAAAGGGUGGAGUUAUCUAGCAAAGCUAUAAUGGAAGCCCUAGGGCCCAUGGGCCCAGGUCUGCUGUCCAUCAUCGGUGUCCCCAAAGCCGCCGCUCUCCGCUGGAACCUCCUCCCUCUGGCUCGGAAGCUAGCCCUUAUGGACCCUAAUCACCGCAAGCUUAUUCUCAAGGAUCACAAAUUGGGGAGUGAUGUGCCUUUGAAAAACCCAGAUAGAAAAGUUUCAUCUUUUGCUAUGCAAAUCAAAUAUUCAAAUGAUAUUGAAGAUACUCGUGUGAAUUCAGAGCAUGAAUUAGUGAGUGGAUUUGAUAAUCUUGGAAAUGGGUUUAGGGAGUUGGGAAUUUGCAUGAUGGAGCUUGGUCUUAGGUUAGCUAGAAUUUGUGAUAGAGCCAUUGGUGGCCAAGAGCUUGAGCAGAGCUUAUUGGAAUCUGGCACUGCCAAAGCUCGGCUUAUACAUUAUCAUUCAGUUCUAGAGAAAACCAUUCUGGUUCAGGAAGCUAGACCAAAAAAGGCCGUGAGUUCAAAGAGGAUUCGGAUUGGUGAUGAAGUUAAACGGUCAGGUGGAGAUGAUUCUAGUAAUCUGUGGCAACAAUGGCAUUAUGAUUAUGGGAUUUUCACUGUGUUGACAGCUCCAUUGUUUGUAUUGGCUUCUAAUGCGCAAGCAUCAGAAGAAAGGGAAGAAGAAUGUGCUUACCCCAACGGGCAUACUUAUUUGCAAAUAUUUGAUCCAAGCAAGAAAAAUGUGUUCAUGGUGAAGGCUUCUCCUGAGAGUUUUAUCAUUCAGGUUGGAGAGUCGGCUGAUAUCAUAUCGCGAGGAAAGCUUUGUGCCACCCUUCAUUCGGUUGCUAGACCUCCCAAGUUUGAACAUUUGAGCAGAGAAACUUUUGUUCUAUUCUUGCAGCCUGCUUGGAACAAGACUUUCUCUACAGAAGAUUAUCCCAUGAACCAGAUCUCGGGGACAUCUAAGGAGAUAAAAUGCGAUGAUGAGUCAGAAAGUCGUAGGAUAACUGAAGAAAUACAGAAAAUUGUACCACCUCUGGCAAUGCGAUUGAAGAAUAGCAUGACAUUUGCAGACUUCUCGCGCGAAACCACCAAACAAUACUAUGGUGGCACUGGUUUGCAGUCAAACAAAUAA
Molecule: messenger RNA, 1215 nt
Organism: Fragaria vesca subsp. vesca
Lineage: Eukaryota; Viridiplantae; Streptophyta; Magnoliopsida; Rosales; Rosaceae
Exons: 2
Coding region: 1-1215 (404 amino acids)
Source: RefSeq, a predicted model, not a curated record